AUGGGUACCACCAAGCCGCGUCCGUCCGGAAAGAAUUCUGCCGCGCAAACGCAAUCCCUUCCAGACAAGACCUUCAUCAUUGAUAAUGGGGCGUACACAAUCAAAGCAGGCUAUGCUCCGGGCUCGUCGCCUCUGAACGAAGAAGAAGAAGCUGCCUCGGCUUGUACCGCUAUACCAAACGCGAUUGCUAAAACCCGCGGAAAUCGAAUCUACGUCGGGGCGCAGAUUGGCACAAACAUUACAGACUGCAAUGAAAUGCUGUUUAGGCGGCCCGUGGAAAAAGGAUAUACUGUGAAUUGGGAAGCGCAGAAAGAAAUAUGGGAGAACUCGUUUUUCGAUGAGAAAACUGUGCGGACCCAGGAGUUGCGCGUCGCGGACCCUGAAGAUGUGACUCUGAUAUUCGCGGAGGCCCCGAAUGCUUUACCGGCGCUGCAAAAGAAUGCGGAUGAAAUCAUCAUGGAAGAAUGGGGAUUUGGGGGGUACGUGAGAUGCAUUGGCCCGUCAUUGAAUGCCUGGACCGAGAUUCAGUUGUUAUUUGAAGACCCGGUUUCACAAACGCCUAGUUCAACCGCCUCUCCUAACGAAUGCCUCCUGGUGGUCGACUCCGGCUAUUCCCACACAACCAUUACCCCGGUUUACAAAGGACAGCCCCUUCAACGUGGGAUUCGAAGACUCGACCUCGGCGGCAGACAUUUGACAAAUUACCUCAAAGAACUGGUAUCAAUGAGGCAGUAUAAUAUGGUAGAUGAGACAUACAUAAUGAAUGAAGUGAAGGAGUCGGUUUGUUUUGUGAGCAAUGAAUUUGGUAGUGAUUUGGAGCGGACUUGGAAGGGAAAUCGCAAGCGUGGACAACCUGAUUCUGGAGAAAGCGUGGUGGUUGACUAUGUCUUGCCCGAUCCGAAUGGAGGCAGGAGGGGAUUUAUGCGCCCUCACGACCCUCUAUUGGGUUCUAAAAAGAGAAAAGCUGUCCUCGCCGGCGCUAGCGCGGAGCAGCUUUCCGAAGAUGUUUUGGUCCUUGGUAACGAGCGCUUUACUGUUCCAGAAAUUUUAUUUACCCCUAGCGAUAUUGGCAUGAAAUCGGCCGGUAUACCUGAUAUAAUCUUGCAGAGCCUCUCAGUGCUGCCGAGCGGGCUACACCCAGCCUUCUUGGCCAACGUCUUGGUGGUUGGGGGCAACUCCCUCCUUUCUGGUUUUAUGGAAAGGCUGGAAACUGAGUUGCGCCAGAUUGCCUCCGCAGAAUGUGUUGUUAGGGUUCGGCGACCUAAGGAUCCGAUUCGCUCCACUUGGGUCGGGGCAUCCCGUCUCGCAACUAAUAAAGAGGAGCUCAAGAAAAUCGCGAUUACUCGCCAGGAGUAUCAAGAGAACGGAUCUGCAUGGGCAGGCCGGAAGUUCUCUGGUGCUCUAUAA
Molecule: messenger RNA, 1407 nt
Organism: Aspergillus puulaauensis
Lineage: Eukaryota; Fungi; Ascomycota; Eurotiomycetes; Eurotiales; Aspergillaceae
Gene: arp6
Product: actin family protein
Exons: 4
Coding region: 1-1407 (468 amino acids)
Cellular component (GO): Swr1 complex
Molecular function (GO): nucleosome binding
Source: RefSeq, a predicted model, not a curated record